Musca vetustissima is the source of this 1302-nucleotide messenger RNA. RefSeq names its product cytochrome b5-related protein-like. The coding region runs from base 1 to 1302 and encodes 433 amino acids. Gene Ontology annotation, cellular component: mitochondrion. Gene Ontology annotation, biological process: lipid metabolic process. The record is from RefSeq and is a predicted model, not a curated record. Lineage: Eukaryota; Metazoa; Arthropoda; Insecta; Diptera; Muscidae. Gene Ontology annotation, molecular function: heme binding. The transcript has 4 exons.
AUGGUGAUUGAGGAAUGGAAAAAAUGUGGCAUUGCCACAAAAUUUCCCACCUAUCGGAAUUCGAAAUUUGUCACCGUGGAUAGUUGGUUGAAUGGCAAACGCCAAGACGAUGAGGCCGAAGGUCUGUGGCGCAUCAAUGAUGUUAUUUAUGAUUUUACCGAUUUCAUUGAUAAACAUCCGGGUGGUUCAUUUUGGAUAAGAGAAACUCGUGGUACGGAUAUAACCGAAGCAUUUGAGGCACAUCAUUUGACCACAGCUCCCAGUAAAAUGAUUGAAAAAUAUAAAGUUCGUGAUGCUAACAAGCCGAGGAUUUAUACUCUGACAAUGCAUGAGAAUGGGUUUUAUAAAACCCUCAAACGGCGGGUCAUGGAGAAAUUGAAAACCAUUGAUAAUACGCCGAAGGAGAGGAGUGAUCUCAUUCACUUGGGUUUACUUGUGUCGAUUUUCAUAUUUGCCAUUGCCAGUGCUCGACUUAAUUCCUUAUUGUGUUUAGCCCUGGCCGGCACCGCCCUGGUAUGGACCAUCAUUACGGCACAUAACUACUUUCAUCGUCGUGAUAAUUGGCGUAUGUACACCUUCAAUUUGUGUAUGCUGAACUUCUGUUCGUGGCGUGUAUCGCAUGCCAUGUCACAUCACAUCUAUCCGAAUUCAUAUAUGGACUUGGAGCUAUCAAUGUUCGAGCCCCUACUAUGUUGGAUACCAAAUCCGCACAUAAAAAGUUUACUAAUGCGUUAUGUAUCCUGGAUAACAGAACCAUUUGCCUAUACGAUAGCUUUCUUUUUGCAAAUGCUCACAAGAAUUGUUUAUUCCCUGCGGAAUACAAACAUCAUGUAUUGGCAUGAUUUGAUACCUUUGACAAUACCCCUUACCAUUUAUUUGGGUUCAGAUUGGCCCCUGUGGAUGUGUCUGCGCCAAUGGUUGUAUAUGACAGCAAUUGCCAGUUUUGCUUUUUGUGUCAUUGGGUUAAAUGCUGCCCAUCAUGAUCCGGAAAUUUAUCAUGAAGGUGAUACCAAUCGUGAAGAUCGUGAUUGGGGCCUGUUUCAGGUGGAUACGAUUAUUGAUCGUGGUGAUUUGAAGAAAUCACAAUUUUUAGUUUUAACCCAUUUUGGUGAUCAUGCCCUGCAUCAUUUAUUCCCCACUUUGGAUCAUGGUAUAUUGCCACAGUUGUAUCCAAUUUUAUAUCAAACGCUAGAUGAGUUUAAGGGCGAGCUACGGGAGUGUAAUCAUAUUGAACAUAUAAUUGGUCAACAUAAACAGUUGCUGAGAAUUAAACCGAAUUUGAAGGCACCAGGAUCGAAGUAG